AUGGGCAGCAGGCCCUUAAAGCCAUCGUCGAUGAACGCGGCGCGGUGGAGAGGCGAGGGGAGGAGGAAGGAGGGGAAAAAGCGGAAAUGGCCGGUUCGGAUAUCCUUGGAGAGUAGAGGGAACGAGGUAGGGGACGAUGGUGAUGGUGAUGGUGAUGGUGAUGGUGAUGGUGAUGGUGAUGGUGAUGGUGAUGGUGAUGGUGAUGGUGAUGGUGACGGUGGUGGUGAUGGUGGUCAUGGUGAUGGUGAUGGUGAUGGUUAUGGUGAUGGUGGUGGUGAUGGUGAUGGUGAUGGUGAUGGUGAUGGUGAUGGUGAUGGUGAUGGUGGUGGUGAUGGGUAUGAGUAUGGGGGAGAUAAUGGCGAUGGUGGAAUAACAUACUGA
This is a messenger RNA of Closterium sp. Yama58-4, 381 nucleotides long. The record is from the annotation of a GenBank genome assembly. NCBI's taxonomy places the organism in Eukaryota, Viridiplantae, Streptophyta, Zygnematophyceae, Desmidiales, Closteriaceae.